AUGGAGGCUGGAAACCACAGCAGUGUGACAGAGUUCAUCCUUUUGGGGCUCACGGAGGAUCCUGUGCUUGGUGUCAUCUGCUUUGUGAUAUUUCUAGGCAUUUAUGUUGUCACCUUAGUAGGCAAUGUCAGCAUAAUUCUUUUAAUAAAAAGCUGUCCCCAGCUUCACACCCCCAUGUACCUCUUCCUUGGCCAUUUGGCUUCAGUAGACAGUGGUAUUUCCACAUCAGUCACACCAGUGAUGCUUAGAGGACUCCUUAGACAUGGAGUGGCCAUCACAACCGCUGGCUGUGAGGCCCAGCUCCUUUCUGUGGUUUUCUUUGGGACAACUGAUGGCUUCCUGCUGGCCACCAUGGCCUAUGAUCGCUAUGUGGCCAUCUGCAUGCCCCUGCUCUAUUCCACCCACAUGUCCCCAAGAGUCUGUGUCCUCUUACUGGGGGCUUCCUAUCUGGGUGGGUGUGUGAAUGCUUCGUUAUUUACUAGUUGCUUGUUGAGUCUGUCUUUCUGUGGACCAAAUCAGAUAGACCACUUUUUCUGUGAUUUUUCCUCUUUGUUGAAACUUUCCUGCUCAGAUGUUUCUAUUCUUGAAAUUAUCCCUUCCAUAUCUUCUGGGUCCAUCCUUGUUGUCACAGGGUUUGUCAUAGUUCUCUCUUACAUCUACAUCCUCUUCACCAUCCUGAAGAUGCCCUCCACUGAAGGAAGACACAAGGCCUUCUCCACCUGCACCUCCCACAUCACAGCUGUUACUCUCUACUACGGAAGUAUCACCUUCAUUUACGUGAUGCCCAAGUCCAGCUACUCCACUGACCAGAACAAGGUGGUCUCUGUGUUCUACAGUGUGGUGAUCCCCAUGCUGAACCCCCUCAUCUACAGCCUCCGGAACAGAGAUGUAAAGGAGGCCCUGAGGAAGACCACUCUCAGAGUAUCUCAACUCGGUCAGGCCAAUGACUUCAGCCCCGUUACUGAUCUAGUGGAUGUGACCAGGAGAAGCAAGCCUAAACUGUCCCUGUGGCUUCGUCUUUGGAACAAACUCUUCCCCCAACAAGGUCGAGGAUGUCAAGAGCCCAAAACAAGGGCAGCUGAUUCCUCAAGCUUCAGCCGUGCGUUGACUGACCAGCUUCCGGUGUGGUCAGGGCAGGGCUUUGAGGUCGGUGUCUCCUCCUCUGUAUUGUCAGGCAAAGAGGUCUCUCCAGAUCGAGGGCAGUCUCCCACUCUCCACAGUCAUCAGCUGGGCCAGCCAGUUUAA
Messenger RNA from Sus scrofa (pig), 1245 nucleotides. The record is from RefSeq and is a predicted model, not a curated record. Lineage: Eukaryota; Metazoa; Chordata; Mammalia; Artiodactyla; Suidae.